Molecule: messenger RNA, 2676 nt
Organism: Lingula anatina
Lineage: Eukaryota; Metazoa; Brachiopoda; Lingulata; Lingulida; Lingulidae
Biological process (GO): protein localization to centrosome
Cellular component (GO): centriolar satellite
Source: RefSeq, a predicted model, not a curated record
AGCGAGCCUGUACUGUCACAACGAGGCUUGCGUUAGAUUUGGAAACUAACUAAAGAUGUGUCAAGUUUUUAGCCUUACAGGAUUAAAUCUCGUAUGAUAUCUUCACCACUAUGUUUGCCAGACCGACCAAAAAAGUGACUUGUGGAAAACAGAGCCACUCCAAAACAAGUAAGAAGACAAAACCUACAACUUCUAUAAGUUCUAUGGAGAAAAGGAGGAAGGUUCAGCCAGAAAAGAAAAACAUGGGGAAUGAAGAUGCUUAUUCACUCUACUCCACAGAGUCAGAGGACCAAGUCACUCUAGCUAAUAAAGAUCUUCAAAGGUGUGCAAAACUACUAUCAGUUAUGCUGGAGAAAGAUUCAGGCCCUUCUGAAAGAAACAGGAUUAAACAAUCUCAUGUAGGCAAAAAGGUAGCCAUGUCACAAACAAAACCUGAAAUAGGACGUCAAACAUUUGCGAAGCAAACAAAUGUUAAUCCAGGACAAAGUGCGAAAACUGUCAAUGGACUGGACACCAAAUCAGCAGCUGUUGGUAAACCUCCUUUCAACCAAAGACUGGUGUCUUCCACACCUGACCCUAUAGAUUUUGACGAAGAACCACAGAGACAACCCAGAAUACAGGUACAUGUGCCAUCAGGAGAACAGUACAUUACACAUGAAAAUGGUCUACUACAACAGCAGCAGCAAGUCCAGACAGGCAACCCAAGUGAGCAGUAUGGACCUAGGAGUAAGAGUGAAAAGAUCAUGGAAAAACCACCACAUGUAACCAAUGGAAGUUACACGGAGAGAAUGACACAUGAAGAUGGUAAUAGAUACAUGGAGAGGAUACCACAAAGAGACAGAGAAAAUGUGCAGUACAGAGAUUCUACAGAUGGCAUGGAGAGCAGACCAAACUACUUACACCAAAGGCUUCAGGAGAUACCAGAAAGGCUAACAGACAAUUUACAUAAUCAUGCCAGAGGCAGUGUUUUGCCUCAGAUACCCCAACCUGGGAGUACACAUGAUGUCUCAAUACCAGCUCAAGGGGCUAGUAUCACUGGGGAAAACAAAGAAAAUGACCAUGGGUCAGUUGCACAUGUUAGCGGUCUGCAUGCUAGAAGCCCUCAAGAAAGUAAGGAUUGGAAGACAUUAAAGUAUCUGUUAAAAGAGUCUAAGGCAGUUGCAGAUAUGUCUGGUGACACUGAAGCAAGACGGCUACUUGAGGAAAUUGCAAAAAUGGUAAGGAAGUUGUCAGUGGAUUCUGCCCAUCCAUCCCAAGUUAGUGUAGAUCUUGCCAUGCAGCCACUAAGGAGUGAAAACUGCCAGUUGAGAAGACAGUUGAGGAUUGUGAAUCAACAGCUGAGAGAACUGCAGAGGACCAAGCAUGGAGUACCAGAGAAGGAGAUUGUCGACUAUGAGGUGGUUCAUCUACAAGCAGUAAAGUUUUCACUGGAAAAACAGUUAAAGGAAUCAAAAGCUGCAGUGAUCAGACUUCAGACAGAGGUGUCUGAGCUAAAGGAUGAGCUGGAGAAAUGCAGGAGAGAAAAGAUGGAGAUGAUUGAUGUUUUGGGAGACAAGGCCACAGAUGGGAUAGAUAGUCACAAGGAUGAGCUCCAAGCCUCCAACAGACUGAGAGCUGAAAUAGCCCAACUGAAAACUGAACACAAGACACUGCUGGGAGAUGUGGCAGCCAAGGAGAGUGAGAACCACAUUCUGGGAAUUACAUUGCAGGAAAGAGACCAAGAGAUUGAUAAACUACAGGAUUUAGUGAGAGGAUUGCAGCAGAGCAUGGGGACACUAUUGCAGGAUUUGCAGACUUCAGGUUUCAGGCAUGCUCCAUCGCAUAAUAGACCAGAGAGAGACUUAACCUCUAGGCAAACAGAGAGAACACUGCAGAGAAGUCAAAAUGCUAGUGCUGACAGUUUACAUCAAUACAAUGACUUCUAUCAGGCACAGAAAUCAAUUAAAAAGGGGGAUUCUGUUUUUGGGCAGAAAGUUCCAGACAAAGAUGAGAAUUUAAUCACAAAUGAUCAUGACCAGACAUUAAUAUCAGAGGAUGAAGCCAUGAACUUAUCAGCAGAUAGUGGUGUAAAAAGCACAAGGCACAGUCAAGAAAUUAUCGAGAAUGAAGAAGGAUCGCCAUACCGACAAGUCUCUCCUCCCGUGAUUACCAGUGAAAUCUUAGCCAGGCACGAGAAGGAGAGAUCCAGAUACAGCGUGACUGAUUAUUUCAAUAAAUACCCAAACCAUAAUUUACAGUUAGUACUUGGAGAUAGGCCAAUGGGAGGGCAGACAGUGAAAUUAGAGAUGAACUCUGUGACCCCAGGACUGUCUGGAACACAGGCACAGUUUAAUGUGCCUCAGCAGCAGUCUGUAUAUAAAGGCACAGCACUGGACACGUCCCUGAGCACCAUCUCAGACUUGCAGUCUGUCACGUCAAGUGCUGCCACCUGGACAUCUGCUGAUGACGAGGCAUUUAGGAUGGGCUUGUCCAAUCUGGAUGACAAUAUCACCAAACUACAGCAUACGCUUAAACAUCUGCAUAGAUGAAUUAUUUAGGUUGAAUACACUCAACUCAAAAUGGAUGUUACAAGUUAUGAUUAGAUGAGUUGGAAAAUUAAACGAUUGUACAUUUUGUAGCUCACUUUUUGUAAAAAAUUUGGAUACUCUGAAAUGGGAAAUGAAUUUUAAAUAUAAA